AUGAUGGGGGCGCGUCGUUUGGAAUAUAAUUCAGUUCGCAAUGGACAAAUGGACUCGACUAAGCAUGACUUAAUUAACAUAAUACGUUCUGAUAGUUUGAUAGAAAGCUAUUUGCAGUUCCACAUUUCCCAUUACGUUCAAUCAAAAGCGGAAGCCGUGAAAGAAAGUUCGAGCAAAGGGAAUAAGAAAGAAAGAAAAUCCGAAAGUUGUCAUACUUAUAGAGCUCUGCAUUCGACUUGUGAACUUAAUUUGAAAGCUAAGUAA
Molecule: messenger RNA, 264 nt
Organism: Clunio marinus
Lineage: Eukaryota; Metazoa; Arthropoda; Insecta; Diptera; Chironomidae
Source: the annotation of a GenBank genome assembly